Soboliphyme baturini is the source of this 474-nucleotide messenger RNA. NCBI's taxonomy places the organism in Eukaryota, Metazoa, Nematoda, Enoplea, Dioctophymatida, Soboliphymatidae. The record is from the annotation of a GenBank genome assembly.
AUGGCGGAGGCGGAAGAAGUUGUGUCGCCACGGACCGAAGCCGAGAAGGAAACGCCACACUUACCCUUGCCACCAGGCAGCUUGACGGAUGCGAAACGGACUGCAGUGGAGGCAGAUGGCGUCGGCCGACAGUACGGCACACAGGAACAGCAUAUAGAAACACAACAACAUUUCGACAAUGACGAUGUACGACGACGACCAACAACAGACAGUGGAGGAGCGGUGCGACGCUGGGCAACAGCCACGAAAUUUCUUCGCAGCACUGCCGCGUCGCUUGCAGGCAGCGAGUAUAACGACGAGUUUCAGUCAGCGAUGACGACGACACGGUACUCGCUUAUGGUCAAUGCCCGUCAAUGUGAGUCACGGAUGAACGAUUGGGCUGACGCGUUCCUCAUCGCCGCCGAAAGAUCGAUCGACGGCGGCAUGUUUCCCUCGACUGUGUCUGGCUGUGUAACUCGGCGCGGUGUCCGCUGA